Adelges cooleyi (spruce gall adelgid) is the source of this 11759-nucleotide messenger RNA. RefSeq lists its product as uncharacterized. NCBI's taxonomy places the organism in Eukaryota, Metazoa, Arthropoda, Insecta, Hemiptera, Adelgidae. The record is from RefSeq and is a predicted model, not a curated record. The transcript has 6 exons. The coding region runs from base 718 to 7749 and encodes 2343 amino acids.
UUUUUUUGUCGCAAAAACACCAAAGAAAAUUGAAAUUGAAUAAUAUAUUUUUGUACUCAUUUUUUACUCACCUUUAUAAAUAAUAAUACUUACAGUAUUUAAAGAUGAACGCUCCUCCGACUUUCGAAUCAUUUUUAUUGUACGACGGUGGAAAAAAUAUCAUAAAAGAAGCCGACACUAAAGAUACAAAUGCUGCCAUAUUUACCUUCAACAAGGAAGAUCAUACAAUAGGAAACGUGAUCAGGAAUUAUGAUAAAUUACAGGUGCUUUGAUAACAGUCAAAGGUUUUUAAUUAAAUUUAAUGUUAUGUUAUUUUUGUUUUCAACAAAUUACUCAAUACCCUGAAUGUACUAUUUUCUGGUUACAAACAACCACAUUUAAUAAGCAUAAUUUCGAGCUUUGCGUACAGACCAUGUCGGAUUACACUUCUCAAGACACGAUGACCAACGCCAUCACGGAUUUCUUAGCCGAGCUUCCAUUAUUCGAAGAACGAUUCAAAGAAACACCACGAGAGAGAAAAAGGACUCGAUUAUGAAAAACAACAAAAUAUAUUUCUCCAGCCAUGCACGACGGCUGCCGGCAAUCCGAGCACAACCGUCUGCGACGACAACAUUGAAGAAACCAACACCGGACGUUCCUCCAGUGACCGUCGCCUCUGCUUUUUGGAAUGACCAAUACUACCGCGCACAGCAGCAUUUGUUGAUCACCUGAGGAGUGAUGUUAAACAGUCUAAGGGAUGGACAAGUAAGUUAUGAGAACACAAGUUGUCCAUCUGCACACGUCCCUCCUCAUAAUGUCGUCGCCCCAAUUCAAAAUACUCAUGUUUCUACUGAGCCCUCUGCGCCUUUGGUCCACCCGUGGAAUUCAAAUCAUCGACUUGAACAGUUAUACGGCUUUCACCCUAGAUAUUAUAAUCUUGAUUUUCCAACACCAUAUCCGCCAGCCAAUAAUCAAUAUGCCCCUGCUAACAUGUACGGGCAAAGUGUAUCGUCGCAAUGUUGUCAACCGUGUUGCAGAAUUAGGACACAAAACAUUCCAAAAGCGUCACCACCUCAAGCUUUGUACGGCCCUAGUCGACCGGCAGCUCAGCAAGUAAACAGGCCUCAUAAGCCAAAAAAACAAUUAAAAUCUUCAAGCACUGAACAGUUCCUACCGUACAUUCCAAAUGAUUUACCCGGUAAAUACAGUACACAAAAUAGUUAUCCAGAUAAAUAUAGCAAUUCCUAUAUAAGUAAUUCUAGUUAUGGCCCUCCUCCACCUACCCAUUCAAACAAUAACUUAUGGAUCCCACCUACGGCUAACGCUAAUUGGUCGGACAGGUUGCGUUCCACCAAUCCCUAUGGUGGCGUGGUACCUCAUGAAGUUGGCAGAGAAAAAAAUUACCCAAGACUACCUACGAACUACCAAAACAUUCCAUACUCCAAUCCUACAAGUGUUUCGACGCAUCAUAAACCCUACAAUUAUAUGCUGCCGCCACCGCCUCCUAUUCACGAGGUACUUGACUAUCGGCCACCAGUUUACCAUAAUGUAUUCAAAAGCAAUCUGCCAGAAUACAAAUCUCAUACAAAUAACGCUAGAAUGCCUAUACCGUCUCAAACUAAUCAAAUUCCUUCAAGUAUGCAACAAUAUUACAAUACUCAACCUGUUUCGUAUCCAAACACUCGCAAACCUAACGAGAUAUAUAAAACUGAGACCGCUGCACCGGCGAAUUCUUCAAAAAGCAAGUUAAAUGUUCGUGAAUUUCUAGCUACGUGGGAUGAAGGAGAAGAAGAAACUAGUGAAAAACCUUCAGAGCCGUCUGCUCCUAUUGUGGUACUUGAUUGUAUGACAUUGGAAGGAGACGCUUUAGCUAAAGUACAAGAAAAAUUAAACGUCGUAACCUAUGAAAGCCUAGAAAAAGUACUUAAAGAAAAUCCAAACUCUUUGAUCCUUAAUACGGAACUAGAUAAAGUUGAUACCGUGUCAAAAACAUCUAAACCUUCAAAAUCCAAUUUUGAGCCUAUCGAUUACACUAAACGUGAAACCGGGAUAAUUAAACCAUUUAAUACUGAGAAGAAACAAGAACCAGAGUUGAUGAAGCAAUCGGAGAAAAAUUAUCAAAAUAAUAAUUUUGAUGAUAUAGCCGGUUGGUAUGGUAAAAAAAAUUCAGAUAUUUCGUCCACAGAUCUUAUUGAAAGAUUGGCUGACAGGAUGUUUAACUUGAGCAAAACGCAAGGAAAUGAAAUGGCUUUAUACGGAGCGCCACAUUACACGAAUCAAAUUACUCAACCCAAUCGUACUGUGGAAAAUAAUGUGAGAUGUUCUACAAAAUACAAUGAAAACCAACAAAUGUUUAGUUACCAUCAACGUCCUGAAAAACUUAAUGAUUCUCAUGCAGUGUCUAAAAAUAGUUAUGUUGAUAACCCAAACUCUAGAACCAAACCUUCCAUACUUAUGGACAAUAACAGCAAACACUCUGCAAUCAAAUAUAAUAACGUAAACUCUUGCAUUGUCGAAAACGAAAACAAAAAAUGGCCUAAUUUAAAUAAUAAAAGUCAAGAAUCAAGUAACUGGGAAAUGGGUCAAAGUACUCAAGAACAACAUUUGAACAUGUCCUUAUACGACCAUAGCGUUAUUAUUAAGCCGUUAGAUUUUUCGUCUCUUACAGACGAAACUAAAGGCAAUCCUUUUUCAUUUGAAAAGAACACAUCAAUCGGAGACAAACCUAAUAACUUGCCUAACACUACCCAGUUCAACAAACAGCCAUCAAACAAUAAUAACUAUUCACCAUCUGCCGCUAUUGUGCAACAGACUUCAGGCCAUCAUUCGGAGUCUAGUAACAGAAAUUUUCCAGUUAUCGUAUCGCCUCACAUAACUAGACAAGAGUACAAUGGAUAUCACGAAAGCGUAAUACAAAGAACCGGUUGUGAUAAAAAUAGAAAUGAAAAAGCCGAAGUCCAUACAGACUUUGAAAACAUGAAUUGGAACUUAACUAAUGAUCUCGAUAAAAUUAUGAAAACUAAUAACCCUGCCGAAGAAACGUCGUCUUGCUUAUAUGACAAGACCACUUACAGUAAUAUGUUAAACAGUAUCAAUUCAAAUAAAGAUGGCGCACCUGCGCAAUGGAAGACUAAUGCGCCUUGCGUGGACCCAAGUGUCAGUAACAAAACCAAUCAUAGUCACGAUCCAUUUUUUGAUAGUUGGAAUUUUAUUGAAAGCUACGGGAGCACCAGUGGUUCUGAUAAAAAAAUCGACCAUAGAAAUGUAAAUAACGAAACGACGAGCAAUUCGUUGUUCACUAAACAAAUUUCUCCUCUGCCAGUAAUUACCCUAGAGAACAAGAACGACAUUAAUUCUGGGCACGAAAAUAAAAUGUUACUUUUGCCAAAAGAAUCAUCGUCGUCGUCGUCUUACUCAGAUUCUAAUCAAAUGACAUCGAACAGUGAAUGUUCUCGGGAUGUUUUCAAUCUGAACAAUCGAAUACCGGAUUUCAAUGACAGUUUCGAAUUACUUGUAGCUAACCAUCCGCCGGAUUACACGCAACCUAAAAAACCGUCCGAAGACAGCGAGCACCGAACGGAUGGUUCCAUUUUUGAGCACUUGACCGAGUCAAAAACUUCAAUGCCCGCUACAGAUCCGACCAAAUUAAAACACGACCAAUCGCAUAAAUGUGAUUUAAUUGGAUUACCCAGUUUCAAAGAAAAAGACCCGUUGGCGCCUAUGCCAAUGCCACCAAAACUCAACGUCGUAAAACCUAUACUGCGAGAUCCUAGCCAAAUGUACACGGUGAUUAAACAAAAGAUGAAGAACUACAACCCGUGUGUCGACAACAACGAUAUUGGUAGAAUGGAUAAUUGUAUAAGGACAAAUUCGUCGUCAAAUCAUGUAGAACACUCGGAUUUAAAGUCUAAAUUCAAAAACAACAUGCAAAUCAACCAUUAUGACAUGUGGUCGGAAAAGUACGCGUUUAAAGAUCAUCCCGUUCACUCUACGAUGCCCACCGUUCAGUGCGAUGUUCAAGCUGCUCAGUUCAGAAAUGCUCAUCAAGAGACCCACAACAGAAGUGGUCCGACCGUCGUAAUGACAAGCCAACAACAGAUUAAAGACACUGCGCUACAAGAAUCUCUUAGUUCUACCGAUUUGACUGCGAACAAAAUGAUGGAAGGUGAAAAAAUCGAUUCGGCCGAUUUUCUAGAUUGUUGUUUGGACAACUCCAAAGUCAACGAUCAGAAAUACCGGGACACGUUGGAUGAAUUUGAAACGUCUUUUGAGUUUGACAUACAUUGUCAUACGCGGACAAGUGAUUCUUUUCACGAGAGAAUUGUAGACAAAUGUUUAGAGGAAAGAGUUAAAGAUCAAAUCGGUGAAAACGACGUCAGUGUGCCCAGUUCAACCGACGAUGGCUCUAUGAAUAUGACAAGUACGUCCAACGAUAUCGCUCAUGCUAGUUACGAUUGCGAUUUCCAGUCUGGUUAUUUGUUAAAAAAAAUCUUGGACGAGAAUAAAAACAAAACUGAAAUAGGUUCACAGAUAACGAGUAAUAAUAAAACAGUAGACACAAACGAUUUCCGUUGCCCAGCCGAAGUCCGGAGUACACUUCCUGAUUUUCGUUCAGAUAAAGUAAAUCACCAAAUCGAAAAUCUUGACGAUUAUCCACAUACUAUACUGAAAUCUGAUACGAGAUGUAUGAUUGAAAAUCUUAAUAAUUUCAAUAAAAACAACAAACAUUUUAAUUUCAGCGAUACUACCCCAAAAAGUUCUUUAGAGAUAAAUUACUCCGAUAACAAUAACGAGUCCCGUUCAGUAAAAAAACCUAUGCCUUUGGAUUGUUUAAACGAAAUAAAUAGUAACUAUAAAUUAGACAGCUACGCAAAAAGUAAUUAUGCAUCCACAGAUUCGUUACAAACUGGUGAAGUCCAUGACCUUACUGAAGAAAUCGAUUUGACUAUGGACUUAGCACCUAUAAACUCUACAACAAAUGAAAUGAAAAUUGGUAAUAAGAAAUUGGAUAAUGAAAUUAAAGACAAUGAGUGUAACACGGUCCUGAGAAAUGACAUUCCGAACAUUUUAAAAACCAACAUAAACGUAGUGAGCAUUGAAAGCAAAAAUGAAGUUAUUGAAAUCCACGAAUUCGUGCGUUGUAAUAACAAAAGUGUAAGUCAAAAUAUUUAUUCCGUCAAUGUAGCGUCACCUUGUACGAAUCACGCCUCGCUCUACGAAGAUCAUGUGGACGACCGAGCGAGUAGUAAAUGUGAUUCAGAAGAAGUGCAAAUAGUGAAAACACAAACUGAAACCACCGUUUCGGAAAAUAUUCUGGUGGAACAUAGUGUUUCGAACGACGAACCCUUAAUGCAUGUGAAAACCAAUUCGCCUGAGAUCAGUAAUGUCGGUGAACAAGAACGGAGUGAUGAUAGUGAUAAUUGGGAACCUAUCAGUCCGCCGGAGGCGUUACACUCGCCUUUGAAAAGUCCAGUCGUCCGGUCUCCCGGCCGCACAGAUGAAGAAGACAUGGCCGAAUUAAACGGUGAUGUCACCGCUGUUUUCAAUGUAGAUUCAACGCAAAAACCGCUGGCACUAACUUCUACGAAUUCCGUUUGUGAAGAUGCGUUUGACACUUCGGAAACGGAAUCCAAAGAGAGCGCUGAAAGUUCCGACGAUGUGCACUUAUUCGACGAGCAAGAAGCUGAAUUGGAGGGAAAACGCGUAUUAGAAAUGAUUUACAAACAUCUAGAAUCGUUAGACGAAGAGGAGAAUGAGUUGAUUCUUACCGAGGAAAAUAUGGAAAUCGACAACAAUAGUAUGCCUAAUGACAACGACUUUGGAACCAUAUCCGAAGGUUGUAGUGAACCGAUUAAUACCAGAGCGGUGUCGACUCAUCAACUUAUUGUGACCCUUCCUAGUACAACGACCAGCGUUUUGCCUCAAAGCAAUCCGAAAGAAUUGACUGAUGAAGUAUCACCAUUAAAAGAAAACUGCGUCGAGUCUACCUCGCCCGUCACCAAGCAGGAUGAAAUUGAAGUGUUCAAUGAAAAAACCGUCGAACCAAACAACGGCGUGUUAUCAGAUACUGGACAGAAAAAUAUCGAUUUAAUAAGUCAAAACUACUUGCAAAAACACGAAAACCCCAUCACAAACAUUGCGGUUCAAAGUAGUCGCGAGAACGUACAAUCCUGUGUGGGUUAUAACGACAAUGGCCGCGAACCCGUUGCAAAAAUUGUCGGCGACGGUAAAGUGGACAAAACGGAUGGCCCUAAGAAGCCAGAAGAUACGUUUAAAACUACUCGCGGUCACGAUUCGUAUCGCCUUAACAAGGUAGAAACGCCACGAAUCAAAUUCAUGUUGAAGUGCAAAAAUAUGAUCAGGAAAAAUGUAUUCCACAGUGAAUCGACGCCGGUGUCGGCCGAGAAACAAGAGAAAUCGAUGAGUGCCAGUGAGUGCGGUUCAGCGCAAACGUUUUUGAAGGGGAACGAUGACCGUCGAGAUAAUACGGUAGGGGACAUUCAAACGGCUUCUCCUCGGUUGCAUUUCACUGUCGACCACCUAAAUGACAAUGGCGACCCGUCCGUCAGAAAAGAGGUCGACGGCCGUGGGGGUGGUGAUGAUACGGAAAACAUAUCAGAAAAUACAUCAUACGGUAAUGAUACAACGGCGGCAAAUACAACCCCGCUUUUUGAAACGAUAAUACCGAAGCCGGACCGAGAAGAAGAACCGAAUGUCGUUUUGGAUAUCGACAACGUCGUCGGUAUUGUUGUAAGUGAUGAAGAUUCGAAUAGUUUCGAUUGUUGUUAUACGACGACUACGCCGGUACCGUCGCCGGUUGAUGACUUUCCGGUGGACGGUGACGACGAGGCAGAAAACCACGAAGCUAGUACAGAUUUCUGGGACAAGUCGUUGGAAAACGAGUACAAGAGCGUGUUGCGCAGGACCAUAUCGAAAUUGACUAGAAAUCCGGUCAGGUUGAGGGACAAGUUCAACAUAAGAUGGGUGGCGCGCAGGAUAGGCGAGAGGAGAAGGCGGAGACUGAGGGAAAAAAGAAAAAAAUGGGCAAGGGGCGGCGGCCGGUCGACGAAGGGCGGUAACAAGACGCCAAACAAAGUCGUGCAGAGCACCGACGGCGCGGACUCCGAAGCCACGACCACCUGUGUGGUGACCGGUUGCAAGAUCAAGGUGCAGCUUCCCUGGGGAAGGAUAUUCAACUUGGACCGGUCCGAGGACACGAAAUUGGAGUUGGGCCCGGCCAAGGUGGAGGUGCGUCUGAGCCGGACCCCGGGCGAAUGGCAGGUGGCCGCGUGCCCUAGUAAAUCGUCGUCCAAGUCGGUGGUGAGCGUGAGGAGACUGAUUUUGAGAAGAGCCUCGGCCAGUCCCAAACGGCAACUUUCGUCGGACUCGGAUUGCAGCAGUAGCAACAGCAGCAGCAGCAGCAGCAACAACAACAACAACAACGGUUACAGCCGACAACAGCUGCCCAAAAUAGUGAUAAGGCGCAACGGCGACGACAGUUACACGAGUCACGUGAGCGGUAGCGAGUUGGAUUUGGACAAGGGCGACGACUGUGACGACGACGGCGGCGACGACGACUCCUCCGACGAUGCCGGCACGCGCAGAAGACAAAUCCCGGUGGUCGUGUUGCACAGGAACUCCCAGCUGGACAAAAUGGCCACUUCCGGGGUGACUACACUACGCCUGAAACGACAUGUUCCUAUUUCUUCGACUGACUCUUCCGACACCGACGGAGGGACCGCGCCCAAAAGGGCUCGACACACACAAUGAAGCAAGCACAGCGGGCCUCCUCGAACCAGUGAAACUUUUUUAAUGCAAUUUUAUUUUUUUUUUAUGUUACCAGUAACAAAGCGAACCUUGAAAACAAGUUAUCAUGAUUUUUCUCUUUAGUCGUUACACAUUUCCCAUAGCGUAUAUAUUUUUUUGCAAUUGUUAUUUGUCGGUAUGAUAUAUAUAUAUGUAGUAUAAUAUAUUUAUGGUAUUCUAUUUUUUUUGUCGGGGAGAAUUUACACUGUAUUAUACACGCUCGUUAACGAACGCUAUUUUUAGUCAUUACUAUAAUUCUAUUUCUUGUUAAAAUAAUAUUUUUGGUUUAAUCAAAAUCAUUUUUAUUUCGUUGCUGAUCACUGAUCAUAUAACUUUGUUCUAUAUAACGUUAUUAGCAGUUUGUUUUACUAUUAUUUUUUUUUUUUUGUUAUUGUUGUUUAUUAAGUUUUAUGGGUACAAAAAAAAAUAAGGGCUUAACACUGACCAAAGAUUUUUAAGAAAAUUGUUAGUUAAUUUGUAAUUUUAUUAGAAAACCAAAGCAAAAAAUACCUACUAAGUCUAAAAAUCCUCGAAAUUAGUCAAAACGGUAAUCAAAACUCAUAAUUAAGUGCUAUAUUUUACCGUGAUUAUGCAAAACGUAUAAUUUUUUAUAAAACGGGCACACGAAUUCAGUGGGUAAGAAUUAAAAAUAUGUUUAAAACAUUGUAAUUUAAUUCGAGAAAAAAAAAAUUACACAAGACUUAGUUAAUUAUGUAAAGAUAUUAUAAUUAAUAUACAUUUCACAUUAAGUUGUAUUCUACCUGUUAAUGCAUUAACGUUAUUUUUACGAUUUUUAUCUUCCAUGUAUUAACUAAUAAAAUAAUAAACCAUUAAAAAAUAUUACAUAAUUGCCGGAAAUAAUAACAGCCUCAACACAAUAGUUUUGUUAUAAUUCCUGAGUACAAAUUUUUCAAUCGUCGGUUAUUUAUUAUUAAUCGUUUAUUUUAGUAUUUUUUCCUCACCGUUAAAAAAAAAUUAUCUUUUUGUUUUCUAGUCAGCAUUUCUGCUUUUAUUUUACAAAAAUAUAGUAUUUUCUAAUUUAUUGUCAUUGACCUAAUGUUAAAAACAUACCAAAAAUAUUAUGAACAUUUUAGUAAUAAAUAUUUAACUUACCAAAUAUAUUUACAUCAUUCCCAAUAGUUUUAAAUUUUUGAAAAGUUGACUGUGAUUUUCGAAACAGAGCUAAACCCCAAAGGUUAAAAUAUAAAAUAACAAUGUAAUCUGCAAACAAUCUAUUAACAAGUGUUUUCUAUUUCUAUUUAUAUAUAUAUAUAUAUAUAAAAUAUUAUAUACUUAUUUAAAAAUUCAAAAUUAUUUUUAUACUGUUAGAAAAAUAACGUAACGGGACCAUGUUAAACAAUUUGUUCUUCUACCAAUUGACUGUAAAUGGAUGAUUUUUUUUUUAAUUACUGUAAAAUAAUGUUUUUAAACAAAAAAGUAAAAGUAUUUUACAAUUUUAUGUUUUUCAUUCUCGUAUCUUGAUAUUUUGAUUAAGUCUUUUUUUAUUCUUACCUGCUAUAUUAUUGUUUAAUAGCUAAUUUUUUCGUUAAGCUUAUGGAUAGCAAAGUUAAUGUGUCUUUUAAAAGGGGGUGUGGGGUGGAAUAAUUUUUCUUCGGUAUAAACUUUUGGCUUUUUUACUUAGUACUUUCAGCACUGUAAAAAUGUUUUUUUUUAAUAAAAUCGUAUUAUUUUAUUCCACGAUUUGUUCGGCUUCUAUUAUAUUCUUUUAAAUGUUUAUUCUGUAAAAAUAAACGCCUUGAACUGUUCUUUAUCUAUCAGAAUUAUUAUUAUUAUAUGUUUUUCGUAUUUUAUUAUUACAAUUUUCUGUACAUAAUGUACAUAUUAUAUUAAUAUAACGGUUGUUGGCUUAGUUUAUUUCAAUCAUGAUUAAGUCGCGUACCUAUACUUCUCUAUGUUUAAGAUAUUUUAUGAAAUCUAAAAAAAUAAAUGUUUAUAACAAUUUAAAUCUAACAGCUGUUAUCUCAACUGAUUUAAUUCAAUAAUAAAAUAAUAUAUAUUUCAAAAAAUAACUUGUGUUAAAUAUAAUAGGUAUAAUAAAAUUAUAUACAGGUUUACUACUAUAUCUAUAUUAAUUUCGUCAAGACUGAUCAUAAUAUAAUAAAUAAUGUAACUACUGAUAUAUCACGAUCUCAAAACUAGUGCAUUAUUAUAUAGUUUAUUAUUAUUAAAAAUAUUAUGUUUAUAUAAAUGUCAUAAUAAUCAUAUGUUUAAUAUUAUAUUUUUUGUUGCUAAAGUCACUGCAAAUCAAAUAAUUGGUUCGAUUAGGAACCAAGUCAGGUAUUACUGUAAACAAAUGGGAGAAAUGUAAAUACAUUUAUUUAUAACUUUUAAAAUAAUUACAAUCUUUCAUCGUUUAUAAUAACAAAUACAAUAUAAUCAACUUUUUCCUAAACUAAAAAAAAACUUUUUACUUUUGCCCCUCAACUGCAACUUUUGCAACUGCAUGAUGACUUUGUUGUACUAUUUUACGGGUCGAGCUUUUAAGAAUAGAUUUUCGAGUAAUUUGGGUAUUUCUACUUUAAUUUAUAAAAAAAUGUUUGGAAUUAUAAAAUUUAUUGUUACUAAAAACUCACUUACCAAUUGUUACGGCACAGCGUUUGCGUGUUUACUAUUUUGAAAUUAUGCGGGAAAAAAAAUUUCCAACUUAUUUUGUUCUUUCUGGCAAACUUAAAAUAAUAUAAUUCGUUCAUUGUAUUCAUUCUUAAUUCGUUGAAGGUUAAUUAUAAAAAAAAGUGUUUUGGGAAGGUCAUAAUUUUGCAUUACCUAAUUAUUGCGGUGAACAGUUGAUUUACUGUAUUCGACGUAACUUUUGAUAAUAAAUUAUAGAAAACCCAAAAAAGCGUUAAUUGUAAUUCUUUUUUUUUUUUUUUAAAACCUCCCAAAAACAUGUCUCGUUAAUAUCUCCAAAAUAACAUAGUGUACAUUAUUAUCCGAUUUACCUUGGUUAUUUAAUUUUUUUUUUUUUUAAAGGAUUCGAUACAGGAAUUUUAUAUGUAACCAAAAAUUUGUCAUUGGCAAAAUGUUCUUUUUUUGUGAUCGCAAUGCGCCUUAUUAAUUAUUUAAACAGUGAUUUCCGGACGUCGUUUAUAUAUGCGUUCGUAUUAUUUUAUGUGCCUUAAACUGAAUUUUGUCCGUCGCAAACCAAUUUUAUAAAUGCAGUACUAUAUAUAUUAAUUAUUAUAGAAUAAAUAUUUUAUUAAAUUAUUCAAUCUAAUCGUUUUUAACCCGCCCGUUUGUACACAUAUUAAAAUAUCAUUCUCUUAUCUAUUUGUUUUUUUUUUAUUCGUAAUAUUUUAUUGAUUUAAUGGAUUACUAUUAGGUAUGUUACAAUAUUAACAAUAAUAUAAUUAUUGUUGUUUUUUAUCUGUAAUUCGUGUGUAGGUACGGACUUGGAUUAUGGCAAACAUAUUUCUCGCUAUUAUAAAUUAGGCAUUAUCCAAAAACCAAAUUAUAAUAUAAUAUUUAUAUAGUAUAUUAUUAUAAUUAUUGUACUUCUCUUCUCUGACCUUUAUGAUAUUAUUGAAUUGUAUUAUUAUAAAAUAUGUAUUAUUUUUAGUUAAUCCGGUUAAGGAUAUAGUUUAAGACAAACACACACACACACAUACUCCUCGGGAAUUUGUACAUUUGUCUAGAUAUAGCGAUAUAGAUAAUUCCACGGGCACUUACCUAUCCGCCUGCGGUAAAUAUUAUUGUAUUAUUAUGAAUGGAAUAUUUGUUUGUUUUAAUUGUAUAUUAUUUAGAUGUUAUAAAGUUUGGUGUUUUUUUUUUGUAAGUCACUAGUAUUGUUUGUAGUAGUUUACACCCCGUUAUGGUUAAAUACUAGUUCCGGCAUCUAUGAUUAUCAUACAAUUAUUUGUUUUGUUUAUAAUUAUUACUUCUCCUUGGUUUAUUAUCGUUGUACACUAUAUUUAUAUUAUAAUUAUAAUAUAUAAUAUUAUUGUUAUUUUGAUUUG